Molecule: messenger RNA, 1999 nt
Organism: Lactuca virosa
Lineage: Eukaryota; Viridiplantae; Streptophyta; Magnoliopsida; Asterales; Asteraceae
Source: the annotation of a GenBank genome assembly
UCUCAUUUGUGUCAUCACUUGUCAAUGCAUAGAUUUUUUAGAAAAUUGUAUUAGUUAUCAGUUUGGCCAAAUGAGUGGUCAAUUCAUCCUAAUUGAUGAAAUCUAUUACUUUGGCUUGAAAUUAAAAGAUAACUAAAUUCUUUCAUAUUGAUUUUUCUAUGAAAAGAUACUUAACCUGAAUCCUAGUGUCCUAAUCCCUUAUCCUAAUGUUCCUAGUGAUAAAAAAAUUUUAUAAUGCAUAAUACCCAAAUAUAAUUUCUUAGCACAAUUGAAGUUGUAAUGUUUACACGCCACACACAAAGAAAAAGCCUGCAUGCUAGGUGCUUUUGACCGAAAAAUCCCCUUCUUUUCCUGGUUUUUAUUGUCCCUUUUCCAUUUCCUAAUUUUUGUUUAUAUUAAUUACAUAAUCAUAUAUAGGGAGUUGAUACAAUGUUUCCUUAUCUAUGCCAAAAUCUAAGGCCUUGGAUAACGAUUUGUUUUUUUAAAUCUCAUAACACUUCCUCAAGAAAUACUUGGCAUACAUGAUCUAUGAUUCUGAUACAUUUGACACUGUAAUAUUGUUAUAUUCAUCAAUCAUCAUUGCACUUAAAUAGAUCUUAGGAUCUUCAGCAGUCAUGCAUUGAAAAAGUAAUAGAAAUACCAAACUGAAAUUCUAUAGCAAAUUGAGGAUGUUAGUUUUAACAAUCAAAGUUCAUAGGACCUCCGUGAAAUACUCCAAAAGUUGAACGACUAAUAGUGUAAAUGUACCCCACUAUUUAAACCCUCCCCAUAAAUAACCCCCAUAAAUUUCCAACUCUUUUCUAAUUUCAUCAUUUAAUUUUCUAUUUUUUUCUCCUCCUCUCUUCUCUUCUGGCAAACAAAUUAACCAUGUCAAACUUAUAUGGUCAGAACUUCAAAUCCUCACCUGCUAGAGCCCAUUCUUCCACACACAUUUGGGCCAACACAGAUGGUGGGAGCUCAUACCUGGAAAGUCUCUUAGAAGAGAAAGAGAAGGUGGCUUUCUAUGUACAUGACAUUCCUAUUUGCAAUAAAUUGUUGAAUGAAGAGAUAUUGAAGAUUUCUGAGAUGAUACCCAACCAGGGUUAUAAUGACUUUGAAAGACUGCAGCUUGGAAGCCCUAAUCGUUUGAAUCAUAAUUUAGGUCAUUGGGAUAGAAAUUCUCCUCUUCAACAUCAGACAACACUACAAGGACCUCCAAUUGGUCAUGGCCAAAGUUCCUUACUUACAAAGAAGUUGGUACGCUUGGAUGUGCCUGUUGAUAGAUUUCCUGGUUUCAACUUUGUGGGAAGGCUCCUUGGUCCUAGAGGCAAUUCCUUGAAGCGAAUAGAAGCUCUCACAGGAUGUCGUCUCUUCAUCAGAGGAAGGGGUUCCAUGAAAGACCCUAACAAGGAGGAGCGUUUGAGGGGAAGACCCGGCCAUGGACACCUUAAUGAACCACUUCAUAUACUGAUCGAGGCGGAAUCACCUGAAAAUGUUGUUGAUGGAACACUCAAACAAGCACAGGAAAUCAUCCAAGAAUUGCUCAAACCUGUGAAUUAUUCUAGGGAUCUAUACAAAAGGCAACAGUUACGAGAACUGGCUACACUGAAGUCCCUCUUUGGAGAAGACAACUCUCAGCCCAGUAGCAGUAAAUUUCCAUGUGGGUGUGGCGCAAUGAAGUGCACCACAACCGCUAGGAAAGGGGCCAUGUAGUCCUUUUUCUCAUGCAUAGGGUACAACCGGUUGAUGUAUGCCUAUUAUCGAGUGGUCAACUUCUACAAUCUUUGCUGAAAAAAAAACAAGUAAAGGAUCUAUGUAGUAUGUACAAAGUUUGUUCGCAUUUUCUUUUUCUUUUGUUUUAUUUUUAGUGUAGUUAUGUUUGCUUGGUGUUGUUCGGUCUUUUGAACCAUUGUUGAUUGUUUCUUUUUUUUGGUUGUUGCUUGUGUUAUGUAUUAUAAGCUACAUGUUUGUUUUGUGUGAUGUGUAUAUAGUGUCUAAUAAAUAGUUUUUAGCUUUUAUA